CAAUUCUUACGUUCUUUCACAAAAUUCUCGCACGUGCGAGUUUGGUUGUGUCUUUGCUUGAAGUGUUCGUGGAGGUUGCUGGAUGAAGAAUAGAUUGGUGUCGCAUUCGUCUUCUGAUAAUUAACGACAGAGUUCAGAAGUGAGAGAGACUGUGAACCUUGACAAGAAGCAGGGAGGAGGAGGAGCGUGUGAGGCGGAGAGUUGUGAGGAGUUAACUGCCUGGGAACAUCAUGUCAGGCUCCAAAUGCUACAAGUGUAAUCGUAUGGGACACUUUGCUAGAGAGUGUCCCAUGGGUAGUGGUCCUGGCCCCAGGGGUCGUGGGGGUCCAAGAGAUAUCUACUCUUUAGAAAAAUGCUACAAGUGUAACCGUCCUGGCCACUUCGCACGUGAUUGUAAGGAGGAGGAAGACCAUUGCUACAGAUGUGAUGGCGUUGGUCACAUUGCCAAGGACUGUGAACAUUCCUCAGAUGAGCCUUCAUGCUAUAACUGCUCCAGAAUGGGCCACAUAGCCCGUGAUUGUCCAGAACCAGAGCGUACCUGUUAUGUUUGCAACAAAAGUGGACACAUCUCCCGUCAGUGCACCGAAAACAAGAGUGAAAAUCGAAAUGCAAAGUCAUCCUUGCAGUGCUAUGUGUGUGGGAAGAUUGGACAUAUUUCCCGUGAAUGCCCCAUUGGAGGAGAGCAAGACAAUGAGAAGCGUUGUUACGUGUGUGGUGCAUCUGGCCACAUCUCUCGUGACUGUCCUACAGGCGAGAGUGAUACAACAUGCUACAGGUGCAACUUGAAGGGCCACAUGGCCCGUAAUUGCCCAAAGUGUUACAUGUGUGGCGAAUUUGGGCACAUCUCCCGCCAGUGUGAGAUGGUGGCUUAAAGCGGCUGCCCCACUCCUUGUCUCUCCCUCCGAAACUUCUGCAGACUACGAUAGUGUUCUCAAACUGUGUAGUGGCAGUUUUGGGUCACUAAAGUUUAAGCCAGGUCAGCUACCACUUUUGGCAUUUCCUGGUAUGAACUAGGCUAUUUGCUGAUGCUGGAAUGCAAAUUAACAGGGUACCAGUGUUGAAAAUUUACCUGGAAUCCCUUUUAAACUUGUCACUGGAGGAGGUGGAAAGCAGUUUGUUCGAUAAGUAAGGUGGGAAGUUCAUUACCACACUAAGUCUACUGAGAAUGACUUGAUAUAUUUUAGUGCUCUAAAACGUUAUUGGUGAUGAGUAGGAGGGAUAGGAAAGUGUUCCUAGUACCUGAUCAAUAAAUUGCUUAAUCUUUAUCAUUGCUUUUUUUUUAUUUUUUUUGUUACAAGUUGACAUCAUUUCAUCUAAGAUUUAAAAAUGUUUGAGGAGCUGGAGUCAUUGAGGAGAGGAGGGUCACAGGAGAUGGAGCUCACCAAAGCUCCCCAUUUAAUAAGGUAAUUCUCAGCUUGCAAGAUCCCAGUAUAGCCAUUAGAAUCCUUGCAUGUUGAGAGACAAGACAGAGAUUACAUGUGGAAGCUUUUACAGUGAAUUUUUUAAUGUCUUUACACACUUGUGUAAUUUUGAAAGGCAACUUCCAAAAUUAAAGCUCCUUAUGUAAUCUCGUAGUCUUCAUAUGAGAGCAUUUUACAAGGGCUUCUUUUUUUUCCAUAUAGUCUCAUCCACAAAUAUGUCCAUAUUGUUGUUUGGCAUAUAAAAUUAGUUUUCUGAAGACAAUCAGAUAAAGAUUCCAAAUUAGAAGGAUUGGGUGUUAUUUUUUUUUUUUUUUCUUUCAAAGUUUACAGACUUGUGUCAAAGUUUUGAAGCUCUUUCAUUUAGUAGAUCAUCAUUACUGUAUUAAUCAGUGUUUUUUUCCUGGUGUUACUUUGAUUUGUUCAGCAGAGCUUCAAAUGAGGGAAAAUUUUUGUUUAUUUUAAACUUAGUUGAUGUGGCAGACUUGGUGUUAGGGGUUUUAGGUGUAAUCUUUACUGUAAAUGAAUUUAUAAUUUUUCAUUUUGUGCUGAUGACCUAAUCAUAGAUCAUAUUCAAGGCUAUUGGAUUUCCUUCUUGAUAGGCCAUUAUAGGAUUUGUAAUGGCAGCAAAUAUUCUGGGUUUUGUAAUCUACAUAUUCGUCUUUUGUAAUAUUUUUAAUAUAUCUAUUUUCUUGCAUGAAUUUAAUCUCAAUUUCAGCAUUGUCCAGUUUAGCUUAUUACCAUUUUUAUUACAAGCAGAGUAGUGGUGGUUCUCAUUUUGCCUCCAAGCACCCAUCAAAAGUGCUUAGAGAAGGAGGAAAAUAAUUUACUGACGAGUGAAAUGGUCAUCAGCACAAAGGUGUUGUUGCAAGGAGGAGGAGAUUUGUGAACACAUUAUUUAAAUUUGUCGUGGGAGUUCAAAAAUAAUGUCACGAAAACUAGCUGUAGAGGAAACUACUUGAUGAUGACGAUGGACUGUUCCGGUAUUGGUUGGCACAGUCUACGUUUGAGGACAAGGAUGGUCGUGUGUAUGCAGAGGAGACAAAGGAGUUAAGGUUUUAAUGCACACAUGGAGUGUGGUUAGUGACUAAUGUUUGAUUUGCUAUGAUUGAUAGCAUAGGAGGGUGCAUAGAAGGUGUAUAUCCUACUUGCUCAUCCCCAUAGUUAAGAUUUUUCAUGUUAUACGAGGAGGAGAAGGUCGGAGACGACAGUAUUUGUCGGGUGGGGGGUAGAGUGGAAAAGUUUAUAUCAUUAUUAUUGUUUUUGUGUAUCCUGUUUCAGGCACAGAUUUUUCUUGAAUGAAUGCUGGUAAGCACUGAAAUCAAGCUUUACACUAUUUUCUUGGACUGUACUGCUAGGUCAGAAUAAUUCUUGCUCAGUGAGAGAAAAACCUCAUUUAAAUGCUUUACUGUUGAUUUAGGGGUGGGUCUCCUAGUUAUUAUGUGUUAUUACAAUAUGCAGUACAUUUGUAUUGUAGUGCAAAUGAUUUCUUCCAGUUAUAAAACCUGUGCCUCUUGCAGGAAUGAGCAUGAUACUUUUCCACUCCACCUUUCCUCCUGUGCCUGGGAACCCCCCUUUUACCUCAUAACGGGUUCCUUAAAAGGUCACGUUCAUGAUCUUUCAACCAGUACCUGCACAGUCGCCCCUUUGUUGUUGUGAAGGAGAUGCUGAUAUGAGUUUUGGUUAGCAGCUGUUUUUCUUGGAUGUUAGAAAGGCUUAUUAUUUCAUCUCCUGUAAGAACUGCCAGACAAAGUUAUUCAAGAGAGUAAUGCAAAGGAGAGCCUUGUUGAAUUUGUUACUCAGGUUCAGUUUCUUCUUCAGUAAUAGUCAUUAGCCUUUUGUGUGUUACAUCCAAGGAACAUAGUGGCUGAUUAACAUUCAUGUAUAUAUAAUAAUAAUAAUAAAAAUGAGAGAUAUUUUGUUACAAACUAUUAGCUUUGAGGCAGAAGAGAAGCGCGAUUGAUUAUGAAGUCUUCUAGUCCUUUAAGAUUCCCACUUAAGUGAGUUGUUGUUCACAUUUUUUACUCUGAAGUAGUGUGUGCAUUGAAGAAAUAAAUGUCCUUGGUGUGCCUGGUAUACCUCAAUAAACAGGUUCACUUUGAAA
This is a messenger RNA of Macrobrachium nipponense, 3522 nucleotides long. Its product is annotated as CCHC-type zinc finger nucleic acid binding protein-like. Gene Ontology annotation, cellular component: cytoplasm. NCBI's taxonomy places the organism in Eukaryota, Metazoa, Arthropoda, Malacostraca, Decapoda, Palaemonidae. Gene Ontology annotation, molecular function: mRNA binding; single-stranded RNA binding; translation regulator activity. Gene Ontology annotation, biological process: positive regulation of cytoplasmic translation. Bases 231 to 872 code for a protein of 213 amino acids. The transcript is spliced from 6 exons. The record is from RefSeq and is a predicted model, not a curated record.